AUGCCUGUCCAGCACCAACAACCCUGCCGCGCCUGCCACCUGGGCAGCCGGCAGUGCCACGCCAGUACUCGUCCGGGCGGCGGUCCCUGCGGCGAGUGCGCCCGCGAGGGCACACUCUGCUCGCUGCCGUCGGCCUUUGCCCUGACCGACGGGCCCGUGGUGUGCAUCGCGCGGGACGAGCUCAACAGCGCGCCCCUCGACCGGGAGGCGCAGCGGCGCUGGGACUUCCUGGCGACGCUGGCGGCCCUGCUCCGGGACGGGGGCUACGUCGUCCCGUCGGCGGCCGCGAGGCUGUUUGACGGGUUCGAUGUGGUGGGCUGGGCCGUGCCUGGGGAGGCCGUGCUGCGCGCUGCGGCGUGGGCGGUCGGUCUCGUUGGGUUGGAGGGUGAGUGGGAGAGGGUUGGGGAGGAGGAGGUGGGCCAGGUGGGCCGAGAAGUCGAGGAGGAGGAGGAGAGGGAGGAGGAAGAAGAGGAAGAGGACGAUGAGGAUGGUGGGCUUUCUGACGUCGUCGUCGACUGGAUCAUGCACGGACAAUGGGAUUAG
Messenger RNA from Pyricularia pennisetigena, 543 nucleotides. RefSeq lists its product as uncharacterized. NCBI's taxonomy places the organism in Eukaryota, Fungi, Ascomycota, Sordariomycetes, Magnaporthales, Pyriculariaceae. Bases 1 to 543 code for a protein of 180 amino acids. The transcript has 2 exons. The record is from RefSeq and is a predicted model, not a curated record.